AUGGUCAGUGUUCUUCUUUUAUUCUGUGUGUUGGACUUUCAUAUUCAGAUAAUCAACGCUGCCUGCAGUGUUCCACUUGGUUUAAGUACAGGUGAGAUAAAAGAUUGGCAAAUAACAGCAAGCAGUAUUGAUGAGCAACGCAAAGAACAAUGUCAAGCAAAUUUUAUCCGUCUUUAUUCAAGUAGUAAUAAUCAAGCUUGGUGUCCAAGAAUAGAUCAAUCACAUCAAUGGAUUCAAAUAGAUCUUGGUACACCAACAAAGUUACAUGGCUUCAUGACACAAGGUCGACCUGGUUCAAGAGAAUGGAUUACAUCUCUACUUAUAUCACAUAGUCUUGAUUAUUACCAUUGGAAUUAUAUAACAGACAGUGAUGGUAAUCAAAAUAUUUUUACAGCAAAUCAUGAUGCUGUUUCCAUUCGUUAUCAAUAUUUUCGAACACCAUUCAAUACACGAUUCAUUCGUUUUCAUAUUGUUUCCUGGCAUUUACAUCCGAGUCUUCGCUUAGAACUUGUCGGAUGUCCAGAAUGUAAUAAACCGUUGGUUUUCGUUCCAUAUACACAUUUUUCAGCCUCGUCAUCUGUUCCAAUUCGUCAUCGCACUUCAUGUCAACCACGUGAUGCUUUUAUAUUAAGUAAUAAAGGAUGGUGUGCACGAUAUAAACAAGUCCACGACAAUUGGUUACAGAUUGAUAUUGGUCAUCCAACACGUAUUACAGCAUUGGUAACCAAAGGACGAGGUGAUCGAGGUGAACAGUGGGUUACCAAAUAUAUAGUAGCUUUUUCUAAUGAUACGCAUCUAUGGGUUUAUUACAAUGACGCUCAACGGACAGUACCAAAAAUGUUCAAUGGUAAUUAUGAUACGUCACUUGAACGCAUUCAUUAUUUAAAUCAACCGUUUACUGCACGAUUUGUUCGAUUCUUUCCAAAGGAAUGGAAUAAUAGAUUAUCGAUGCGAGCUGGUCUACUUGGAUGUCCACAUAAUGGUCCUUGUUGUCUUGGCUAUUUUCGUGUACAACCUGAAACACCAUGUGUGGAAAAUCUUGUUCAUCGAAAAUCUGUAUCCCUCAACGAUCUUACUCAAUCACCAAUUUAUUCUUCUCAACAAACAUUUUUAUCCUAUUUAAACGAUGGUUAUGAUUCUCCAUCACGUUGUACAACAAUUGAUUCAACACGUUGUAGAAAUGGAGAACCACAAAUCGUCAUUGAUCUGAAUCGAAAUCAUUACAUUCAUGGUAUAAUCAUUCAACAACUUGAUACAUUUUCGCAUUUAUCUCAAGAUGAUUAUUUAUCACGACUUCAACUCGAUCGUAUUAUUGUCUAUAUCACACAGGACAUGUAUUUUGAUUCACAUCAAUACAAUAAAGCGCAAUGUUCACUAGUUACACGUAAGAAUUACGGUAUUCUAUCUCACCGUAUACAUCUUCAAUGUCAAACACCGAUGAUGGGUCGGUUUAUUCAUAUUCAACUUGUUGGUAUAAAAACAAUAACAAAUCGAACACAAAAACGAUUAUCGCUACCAUUCAAAGCUCAUUUUUGUGAAAUAUAUGCUUAUAACUAA
Rotaria socialis is the source of this 1557-nucleotide messenger RNA. Lineage: Eukaryota; Metazoa; Rotifera; Eurotatoria; Philodinida; Philodinidae. The record is from the annotation of a GenBank genome assembly.